ACAUCGACACUCCCUUUCUGUGGCUUUUCCCCAGUAGAGGGAGAAAGAUGGCGCCCACUCACGUACUGAGAUGCUGUCAACGGGGUUUAGCAUGGAUACCUGUGAUUUUUAUCGCCCUGGUCGUCUGCUGGUCGUAUUAUGCUUAUGUGGUGGAGCUUUGUAUAUUCACCAUCCCCAGUAUAGGAGAGCAGAUUGUCUACCUGAUCUUCUUCCACCUCUUUUUCGUCAUGUUUGUAUGGUCUUACUGGAAGACCAUCUUCUCUCAACCUGCCAACCCUUCCAAAGAGUUCUGCCUGCCUAAGGCUGAGAAGGAGCGUUAUGAGAAGGAAGAGAGGCCAGAGUCCCAGCAAGAGAUUCUAUGGAGAGCUGCCACCAGUCUGCCCCUGUACACCCGCACAGGAGCCGGAGCAAUCCGUUACUGUGACCGCUGUCAAGUUAUCAAGCCAGACCGGUGUCAUCAUUGCUCCGCGUGUGACAUGUGUGUGCUGAAGAUGGACCACCAUUGUCCAUGGGUGAACAACUGUGUCGGAUUCUCCAACUACAAGUUUUUCAUCCUCUUCCUGGCUUACUCGCUGGUGUACUGUUUGUUCAUUGCAGCCACCGUACUGCAAUAUUUCAUAAAGUUCUGGACACUUUGCCGGAGGAAAUCGGCAGAGAACUGCCCAAAGAAUGAGCUGCCAGACACUCACGCCAAAUUCCAUGUCUUGUUUCUGUUUUUUGUGGCGGCCAUGUUCUGCAUCAGUAUUCUGUCCCUCUUCAGCUACCACCUGUGGCUUGUAGGGAAGAACAGGUCCACUAUAGAGGCGUUCAGAGCACCAGUCUUUAGGACAGGCUCUGAUAAGAACGGCUUCUCUCUGGGUUUCCGGAAGAAUAUCGCUCAGGUCUUUGGAGACCAGAAGAAGUACUGGCUGCUGCCCAUCUUCACCAGUCAGGGAGAUGGUCUGGCGUUUCCUACGCGGCUGGUCAACGCUGAUGUGGAGCAGGCCACGGUGACCCUGCAGCCCGAGCCCAAUAACAGAGCUGCUGAGCUCCCUGUGAGCCCUGUGAGCCCCGUCAGCGAGUCACAGAACCGCCUCCUGAGCAACGACCAGCAUGCCAACCACAUUGGAGACCAUCAGGCUGAUAGCACCCUCAAAUCAGCUGAUAGUGAAACCAUUACAGUCUCCAUGGAGAGCGAGUCCUAACCAGGAGAGACUCCUCAGUCAUCUAAUACGAUGCCUUAAGCAACGCAACAGUUAAGUUUGUCACCAUGGCAACAGUCUCCCAGCGCAACCCCAUGCCCACAGGCCCAUUCUGACUUACGAUGGAAAUGCAUUUAUUUUGCCCAUUCACAGCACAGUAAUUGGCCUUUUUCGCAUGCAGUGUCAUAAGCAAAUCGCACACCUAUCCCCAUAGGACAUGUGAUACAAGCUUGUUCCCUCUCACACCAAUGCGCACACACACACACACACACACACACACACAUGCUCACACUCAUACAUUCAACUAUAUACAUAUUUCCUUGUGUUGUUUAGUUUUUUUUGGGUGAUUUUUUUUUUUUAUUGAUACCAUUUAUUGAUGGUGAGAAAAUUUAAGAAUCCCAGAAGGAAUUUAAGCUACUUUUGGUGUUUAAUGGGAGAACUUUAUUGUGCCAAAAGCGUCCUGGGUGCACCAGGACUCUUUUUCUGGGCACAACGCUGCAGUGACGAGUGGGGGACAUGCUGGAGCAUUGGUUUGUUGUGAACACUUCUCUCUCGUGUUUUUAGAAAGGCAGUACAUCCCGAGGACAUGGAUCAGUUUACUUCUGUUUUUUGUUUUGUUUGUUUUUUGUCUUCUUUUUUUUAACUCAUAAUGUGGAGCGCUAUUAUUAUGAGUUAUCUGUGGUCUGCAACUUUUUGAGAUGGAUAUUUCCCACCAAAUCCUGGACUAUGUUAAAGAGGACUGUACUGGAGUGUACUGAACCAGUGCACACCAGGGAAGACUAGCUGGGUUUUGGAUGGCGUUUUGGAUAUCUGAGCACAAGGUGGCGCAUUUUCACUUUGUUAGAUUAUCAAUGUCCAUUAAAACACCCUCGCUGCUUUGUUUUUUUCUUCCUUUUUUUUAUGCCCAAAAAGCAUCCCAGGUAUAACGGAUGUUGGAUAAUUAUGUGAUUUAAGGCGUAUUGUUUGUGUGUGAAUGUGUGUGGACAGUUGAAGUCUUAUUUUGUACGAGCUAACAGCAACUAAAAUAAUUGUGUUUUUGUGGCCAAAUUGUGUUAAAACAUGCUGCGUAUAAAUGACCUGGGAGACACAUUUCAAACGGUGCAAUGUGGAGCGUCCGUCACUAUCUUUCUUUCAGAGUCAUAUGGAAGUAUGUCAUAUGCUGAUCAGUGAUUCUGAGCCCGCAAUGUCUACAGCUGUUUUUUUCUACAGCUCAGUGCUUCAGCCUUUCCUCAGACACCAACAAUCAUUGCCAAAUAAGGGCUGACCUGUCAGGAGCUCUGAACCUGAAGUGUUUACAACAUCCUAGCUUUAUAUCAAACUCACUGGCCAAUGUUAUCGUAACCAAAUUCUCUUUACCUGUCGUUGUGGCGCAAUAUUUUAUACUAGGUUUGUCAGUCCCUCCUGACUGUAGCGGGUCAUGAUGUCCUUCCAUUACCAGUGCUAGUCAACAGGUGGCGACACAGCUGCGGCUAUCUAUCUACCGUCAUUCAGAUGAGAGAUUUAUCUGAACUCUGUCUGCAUGUGGAUCAGGGCUCAACUCUGUUUCAGUCAGAUCUGCAAGAGCAGCUCUCUUCAAAAUUAAAUGCAGUUAAUAUGCAUUACCUUCCUGUAAUAACUCAUCCAGAUUUCAUUUGAAGUGAAAGUGAAUUGAAGCCCAUCUGAUCUGAUGUGAAGUUAAGGUGUCGACUACAGCGUCUUCUCUACUCUGUAUGUAUUCGGGAGUCAGCUCAGUGUUGUGGCCCUGAAUUGUUAAAGGAGCCUCAGAUUGUGUCAAACCUAAUAGUGUCAAUGUUGAACAUCUGAGUUGUGUCAAGUGUUGAAUAUCUUGGAUGUGACUCUGAGGGUCUAACAAAAUCGGUUAAGGAAGAAUUGUAGAUUCCAUGACUCAUGCACAUGUCCAAAUCUGUUAAAGAACGGACGAUUCUGUCAGUUUAACCAAAUAACAACCGUUCAGGAUUGUGUUACAUCCUUUUCCAAGGAAUUUUGCAACUUUCCAAGGAAUUAUGCAACUUUCCAACUCCCAUUGGAGGGAGACCCAGCUUACUCCUCAUGUCUGGCAUUGCUCGUGUCAUUUUGACCACAUCCCUUAUCUUUGCUGGAAGAGCCUCCUACUAACUAGAUCCCACCGGACUCUGGGGAUGUACAAGUUUACAGCUGUUUCUGUUGUGUAGAGUGGGGUAGUGAUGUUGUACGGUGUGUUUCUUGGUAAUCAUUGUCACAGUUGUGCUGAAUGUAGACGGGACAGUGGGGGGACUUGAUCGAAUGAUGGAGCGUUUUAAAACCGCCCGCUCUUUCGACUUUAUGUUUACAUUUUAUCCUUCCAAUCAUGUUUGAUUUGAUGUUUGAAUCAAGUGUGAUUGGAGGACAUUUGUUACUGUGUGAAUUAUGUUAAGUGUCAAAAUAACAUUGUGGUUUGAUCUCGAUUAUUCAGAUUCAAUUAGUGUCAGAGAUCGUGAUUCAAGCCAAGAUUGUGUUCCGAUCGUGUGUAGAUCUUUUCUAAACCUCAAACUCAAAGAUUUGGUUUUAAUAGAAAUGCAAAAAUAUGUAUCAUCUGUAAGGUGCGUGGCUCAUUACCCUCAUCACUUAGGGCCACUAAUUCAAAAAAAAAAAAAAAAACAUUGGACCUGUCGAUUUUGUUGUUCUACAAAUUGCCUAUAUUCUCUCUCCGGGCUGUUUGGCCUUGAGACUAAAGUGUGCGUGUGUAUUUUGUAAUGCUUAAUUGAGUGUUCUUUUGUAAUAUUGUUUUCUUGGAAGAAAUGCUUCUGUGCAGCCAUUAGAUUUUUCUAAACAUCUUGUGCGUACAUAACGUCUGAACAAUGCUCAAAAGCAUGGCGCCUAACUUGUGUAAAAAUGUGUUUUAUCAUGAUAAUAGGGAUUGUGGUGUUAACAUUGGGGGUUUUCAAUUAUUGCUAGGUGCGUCAUGUUUUAACUCCGCUUUACUCUGGUCCGUCUCAACUUUAUAAAUGAAGCCAUAAAAACUGCUGUGAAAAGGGAGGAAGGGUCUGGAAAUGUCAGCCUAAUUUCAGUCAUUUCUUGUUAGACUGUAAACAUUUUACAUCUGCAUUCCCAUUGCAGAUGUAGCUUAUCAUUUGCUUAUUGCUACACUUUGGUUUCUUUUUGUUACAAUGUCCUAUUUUACAAUGUGUGUAUAUACAGUAUAUAUAUUGAUAAUGUAAGAAAAAGACUACAUAUAUAUUUUUCUUGUCUGAUUAAUUUUACCGUUCCUAUUUUGUGAAUGAAGUACUUGCCUCUAUACAGUUAACGUAAAAAUAAUAAUAAAUGUUUUUUAAACCAAAUUUU
Molecule: messenger RNA, 4481 nt
Organism: Etheostoma cragini (Arkansas darter)
Lineage: Eukaryota; Metazoa; Chordata; Actinopteri; Perciformes; Percidae
Product: palmitoyltransferase ZDHHC20-like
Exons: 14
Coding region: 48-1184 (378 amino acids)
Biological process (GO): protein targeting to membrane; synaptic vesicle maturation; peptidyl-L-cysteine S-palmitoylation
Cellular component (GO): Golgi apparatus; endoplasmic reticulum
Molecular function (GO): protein-cysteine S-palmitoyltransferase activity
Source: RefSeq, a predicted model, not a curated record